Molecule: messenger RNA, 3736 nt
Organism: Perognathus longimembris pacificus (Pacific pocket mouse)
Lineage: Eukaryota; Metazoa; Chordata; Mammalia; Rodentia; Heteromyidae
Gene: Tlr5
Product: toll like receptor 5
Exons: 2
Coding region: 156-2792 (878 amino acids)
Biological process (GO): toll-like receptor signaling pathway; immune response; inflammatory response
Cellular component (GO): membrane
Molecular function (GO): protein binding; transmembrane signaling receptor activity
Source: RefSeq, a predicted model, not a curated record
GGGAAACCGGAUAUUUCCCCACUUACCUGCAAGCAGAGGGCCAAGGGGGCGUGGCCGUGGAAGGGGGCGGGGACUGUGGGCGUGGUCUGUGGUGUGGGCGGGGCCUGGAGCUGGGCGGGGCCUUCCGGAGCGGGGGCUGGGGGCAGCUGUGGCGGAUGGGAGGAGCGAAGGCGCCUGCUGCGGGACAGCAUUCAUCCCGUUCCCCCUCCAGGAUCAUGGCAGAUCACCUUGACCUUCUCUUAAGAGUGGUGCUUGUGGCUGGUCCUGUGUUUGGAAGUUCUCCUUGCUCCUUGGUUGGUGUGACAGCCGUAUUUCGUUUCUGCAACUUCACCCAGAUUCCCCAGGUCCCCAACAGCACAGAGAACCUCCUUCUAAGCUUCAACUACAUCAGCACAGUUACUACCACAUCAUUCCCCCUCUUGAAGCAGCUCCAGCUGCUGGAGCUUGGAACCCAAUACACUCCCUUGACCAUCGGCAAGGAGGCCUUUAGAAACCUUCCCAAUCUUAGGAUCUUGGACCUGGGCAAAAGUCAGGUGGACUUCUUGCAUCCAGAUGCUUUCCAGGGAUUGUCUCACCUGUUUGAACUUAGGCUGUUUGGCUGUGGCCUCUCUGAUGUUGUAGUAAGAGAUGGCUAUUUCAGAAACUUAAGCUCUUUAGCUCGCUUGGACCUAUCCAUGAAUAAGAUCAAUAGCCUUUCCCUUCAUUCUUCCUUCCAGGAAUUGAAUUCCUUAACAUCUAUGGACUUUUCUGUCAAUCAAAUAUUCACUGUAUGUGAGGAUGAGCUCAAACCCCUCCAAGGAAAAAUGUUCUCUUUGUUCAGCCUCAAAGCUAAUAACUUAUACAUCAGAGUCUCUGUAGACUGGGAGCAGUGCAUGAAUCCAUUCAGAAACUUCCAGCUGGACACCCUUGAUGUUUCUGGCAAUGGCUGGACAGCUACCAUCACAGAAAACUUUUGCAACGCCAUCAUGGGAAGCCAGAUCUUCUCUUUGAUCCUGGACCACCAUAUAAUGGGUCCUGGCUUUGGAUUCCAAAACUUCAAAGAUCCUGAUGAGAACACAUUUGCUGGCCUUGCCAGAAGCUUGCUGGCUUACCUGAAUCUUUCACAUGGUUUUAUCUUCUCCUUGAACUCCCGAGUCUUUCAGAAGCUCAAGAACUUGAAGGUUCUGCAUCUUUCCUACAACAAGAUAAACACGAUUGCAGUUCAUGCAUUCUAUGGGCUCGACAGCCUCCAGGUUCUCAAUAUGUCUUAUAACCUUUUGGGGGAACUUUAUAAUUCCAACUUCGAUGGGCUACCUAGAGUAACUUACAUUGACCUUCGAAUGAAUCACAUUGGGAUCAUUCAAAAAGAAACAUUCACAUACCUCGGAAAAUUACAGACCUUGGAUCUCCGGGACAAUGCUCUUAAUAGCAUUGAUUUUAUUCCAAGCAUACCUACUAUCUUUCUGGGUGGAAAUAAACUGGUGACUGUAGCAGGGAUGAACUUUACAGCCAACUUUCUCCAGUUAUCUGAGAACAAGCUAGAAAGCCUGGCUGAACUCUAUUCCCUCCUCCAGAUACCUGAUCUCCAGAUUCUCAUUUUAAAUCACAAUCGUCUUUCCUCUUGUAGGCCACAAGAUCCUCCUUCAGGAAACCUCAGCCUACAACAGCUCUUCCUGGGAGAAAAUAUGCUGCAACUUGCCUGGGAAACUGGAUCCUGCUGGGAUGUUUUUAAGGGUCUUUUCAAUCUCCAAAUUCUAUAUCUGAAUAAUAACUACCUUAACUUCCUUCCACCUGGAGUAUUUAGUGACCUGAUCGCCUUAAGGGGACUCGUCCUCAACUCUAACAGGCUGACAGUUCUUUCACCGGACAGUUUACCAGCUAAUUUAGAGAUAUUGGAUAUAUCCAAGAACCAGCUUCUAUCUCCAGAUCCUAGUUUAUUUACAUCACUUAGGUUCCUGGACAUAACGCAUAACAAGUUCAUCUGUGAAUGUGAACUUAGCGCUUUUAUCCGUUGGCUUAACCAAACCAAUGUCACUAUAUUUGGCUCUUACACUGAGAUGUACUGCAUGUACCCAGAUUCAUUUUUAGGUGUUUCUCUAUACAAUGUUUCCACAGAAGGCUGUGAUGUAGAAGAAGCCUUCAAGACCCUAAGGUUUUCUCUUUUCCUCUUGUUCACAGUCACAUUGAUUCUGUUCCUCAUGACCAUCCUCAUAGUCACAAAGUUCCGGGGGGUUUGUUUCACCUGUUAUAAUACAGCCUGGAGACUGGUAUUCAAAGACCAGGCCCAGGGAACAGAGGCCGAUACAUACAAAUAUGAUGCCUAUUUUUGCUUCAGUAGCAAAGAUUUUGAAUGGGUACAGAAUGCUUUGCUGAGACAUCUGGACACUCAGUACAGUGACCAAAACAGAUUCAACCUGUGUUUUGAAGAAAGAGAUUUUGUCCCAGGAGAAAACCACAUAGCCAACAUCCAGGCUGCAGUGUGGAGCAGCAGGAAGACCGUGUGCCUUGUGAGUCGACAUUUCCUUAGGGAUGGCUGGUGCCUAGAAGCCUUCAGUUAUGCCCAGAGCAGGUGUUUAUCCGACCUCAACAGUAUCCUUAUCAUGGUGGUCAUCGGGUCCCUGUCACAGUACCAACUGAUGAAACAUGAGAAUAUCAGAGGAUUUGUCCAGAAGCAGCAGUAUCUGAGGUGGCCAGAGGACCUUCAGGAUGUUGGGUGGUUUCUUGAUAAACUCUCCCAACGCAUACUAAAGGAAGGAAGAGGAAAGAAAGAAGAUGGCCACAUUCAGUUACAAAGGGUAAUAACCAUCAACUAGCGAAGGAACAGUUUCAUUGGUCUGCAGGCCAUAUAUUAUCCUUCACUUUCUAUGAGCUUAAAGUGACCAUAUUGGGGUCCCUCUCAGGAAGUCCUUUUCCUACUAUGAAACCUCAGCCUCUUGAUUUUAAUGUCAACAUAGUGUUUUUUUUUCUCACUGAUUCCAAAUAGAAAAUAAGAGAUCUAGAAAAUUGAAACAGUCUCUAGAGGUACUCACCAUUGAUUUCCUUCAGACUCACCUAAUAGUGUCCUCUCCUGUUGUAUCGAGUAUGGAUGUCUCCUAGUCACAGCAAGGGCAUGGUAGAGGAGCAUCUUGGGAGAAUGGGCUGCCUCACCACUCUGAGCUGUCUGUAUUCUGCAAAGCAAUGCUAAGUAGGAAAUAAAUAGAAGAGAUGCAUUUCCUCCUUUGGAUAUGGGAACAACGCCAUUGCUAGGUGCUUGUCACCAUCCAUCUUAGGGAUAAGAGGUGGCUUCAAAGAAGUUGAGUGAGAAUGACAAUAUACCCUUGACAAUAUCUCUCUGUGGCCAGGAUGUACUUCUUGUCCUGACCACCUGUUCCUCCAGGUUGAACCCUUGUCAGUAGAUCAUAAUGGUUCUGUUGCAUGUAACUUUUCUUUCAGCCUGGCACUUGACACCAGAAUAUAGGCCUGGCUCACAUGGAUGCUGGGUUGAAUUCUGAUUCUGGUGCCAAUUAGCAAAUAACAAGGAUGUUACUGAGCCCCGGCUUUCUCACCUGUAGGCAUAACAGUGUCUACCUCACAAAGCUGCUGUGGAAACAACACUGGCCAAGAACGUCAGGGCUUCUUGAGUCUUUCCUUCCGUUGACUUUGUGGCCACAACACAGUUCAUGCACUAAAGGGCCUCUAGAGACAGUUGCAAUAUCUUUGGCUUUGUACUUUUGCUAAUCCUAAAAAGAAUCUACAUGUGUUUUGCAUCCUAAUCUUU